UUGGGUUUGUGUUUGGGGCUAAUGUGCCGCCUUGGAAUUGUCUUUUGUAAUGCUAAUGGUGAUUCAGUUCAGAUAAGAUUCCUCAUUACUGUCAAUGAUACGUGGAAUCCAAGUGGAUGUAUAUACACUGCCAUCUCACCACCGUUAUGGUCAGGAGUCAAGUACAACAAAUCUGAUUCAAUCCACAUUGGAGGUUGUGACGUAGGACCUCUACGUUUUAAUGUUCGUCAGCUGAACGGAGGCAAGAGCAAAAUGGCUGUUGACCUAACGUUCUACUCUUCGGUGAUUGAGGACGCCUCCCCUCCAACGUGCUCCAUCCAAUGGAACGGAACCUACUUAACUCCCGGGACAACCGACCCUGGCGAAUCCCUUCUACCCGGCUGUUUUGUGAUGGAUUCCAGGGAGGGAUAUCACAUGACCUAUUACUGGUUUCACCUGUUGGAUUGGAUGUUUCUUUGAAAUGUUGUCAGAAAGCAUAUCGCUUGCCAUCUGAUUAUUAAAAUACAUUUUAAAUCAC
Molecule: messenger RNA, 517 nt
Organism: Gigantopelta aegis
Lineage: Eukaryota; Metazoa; Mollusca; Gastropoda; Neomphalida; Peltospiridae
Exons: 3
Coding region: 22-459 (145 amino acids)
Source: RefSeq, a predicted model, not a curated record